Molecule: messenger RNA, 3818 nt
Organism: Rosa rugosa (rugosa rose)
Lineage: Eukaryota; Viridiplantae; Streptophyta; Magnoliopsida; Rosales; Rosaceae
Product: LRR receptor-like serine/threonine-protein kinase RGI3
Exons: 2
Coding region: 189-3479 (1096 amino acids)
Biological process (GO): protein phosphorylation
Cellular component (GO): plasma membrane
Molecular function (GO): ATP binding; protein kinase activity; protein binding
Source: RefSeq, a predicted model, not a curated record
AAAACCAAAAACCCCAUCUGCAUCACCAUCUCCCCCAAUUAACAAGUAUACCCAAUCACAAAUUAAUUAAUAGAAUAAAGAAGUUGCCUUCUCUUGGAUCCAGAUCUUCUGCUUUUCUUCUAUAAACAAAACAUGGGGUUCCUCCCUCUACAAUCCCAAAACAGAUCAACUGUUCUCCUCUCUCAGCAAUGCCUGCUACUCUAAGGAAUCCAUUGCUUUCUCCCAAUAACAUCUUCUCAAUAAUCUUACUUCUUUCAAUAAACUCUCUUUUCUUUUCUUCAUGUUAUUCCAUUGAUGAACAAGGCCAGGCUCUUCUAGCAUGGAAGAACAGUUUAAACAGCUCCACAGAUGCAUUGAAAUCAUGGGUUUCUUCAGACGCAAGUCCAUGCAAGUGGUUUGGGAUCCGCUGCAGCGACUCGAAUGGAGAAGUCACAGAGAUAACAUUGAAGGCAAUAGAUUUGCAAGGCUCAUUGCCUUCAAAUUUUCAGCCUCUCAAGUCCUUGAGAAGCCUCAUCAUCUCUUCAACGAAUCUCACCGGGACAAUCCCGAAAGAGCUUGGAGAUUAUCAUGAGCUAAGUUUCAUUGAUCUCGGUGACAACUCUCUCUCUGGUGAAAUCCCAGAGGAAAUAUGCAGGCUGAGCAAACUCGAAACCUUAUCUCUCAACACGAAUUUCCUUGAAGGCAAAAUCCCCUCAGGCAUUGGAAACCUCUCAAGCCUAGUGUACCUGACACUCUUCGACAAUCAACUCAGCAGCGAAAUCCCAAAGAGUAUUGGAGCAUUGAGCAAGCUACAAGUCUUCAGAGCAGGAGGGAACAAAAACCUCAAUGGUGAGAUUCCUUGGGAGAUUGGCAACUGCACCAACUUGGUCAUGUUAGGCCUUGCUGAGACCAGCAUUACCGGAAGUCUUCCUUCCUCGAUUGGACUACUGAAAAGUAUCCAAACAAUUGCCAUAUACACGUCUCUCUUGUCCGGUCCAAUCCCAGAAGAGAUUGGAAACUGCAGUGACUUGCAGAGCCUGUACUUGUACCAGAACUCAAUCACCGGUCCAAUCCCAAAGCAGAUAGGUGAGCUCAGCAAGCUUCAGAGUCUGCUGCUGUGGCAGAACAGCUUGGUGGGUUCAAUUCCAAAUGAGGUAGGAAGCUGCAGUGAGCUCACAGUCAUGGACUUAUCCGAAAAUCUUCUGACAGGCCAGAUACCGAAAACUUUUGGUGAGCUUUCGAAACUUCAGGAGCUGCAGUUGAGUGUCAAUCAGCUAUCAGGUACUAUCCCUUCUGAAAUCUCAAACUGCAAGGACCUGACACACUUGGAAGUUGACAACAACGACAUUUCGGGGGAGAUUCCUCCUCUUAUUGGCAACCUCAAGAGCUUAACUCUAUUUUUCGCCUGGCAAAAUAGGCUCACAGGCAACAUUCCUGAGAGUCUAUCUGAUUGCCAGGAGCUUCAAGCUCUUGAUCUAUCUUACAACAACUUGUUUGGUCCAAUACCGAAGAAUAUCUUUGGACUGAGAAAUCUCACCAAGCUUCUGCUACUUUCCAAUGAUUUAUCCGGCUUUAUACCACCGGAUAUAGGAAACUGCUCGAGUUUGUACAGAUUAAGGCUGAAUCAGAACCGGCUGGCAGGUGCUAUUCCAGCUGAGAUUGGCAACUUGAAGAGCUUGAAUUUUGUUGACAUGAGCAACAACCGCCUUGUUGGAGCUGUCCCUCCAGCAAUAUCAGGAUGUCAAAACCUUGAGUUUCUUGAUCUGCAUUCAAAUGGUCUCACUGGCUCUGUCCCUGAUACUCUGCCUGAAAGUCUUCAGUUUGUUGACAUCUCAGACAACAGGCUCAACGGUCAGCUCCCUCACAGCAUUGGUUCAUUAACCGAAUUAACGAAACUCAAUCUCGGGAAGAAUCAACUUUCUGGAGGCAUACCAGCUGAGAUUCUUUCUUGCACCAAGCUUCAAUUGCUAGACCUUGGCAACAAUGGCUUCUCAGGUGAAAUCCCAAAGCAACUUGGUCAAAUUCCAUCACUUGAAAUUUCUCUCAACUUAAGCUGUAACCUUUUUUCUGGUGAGAUCCCAUCCCAAUUCUCUGGUCUUAGCAAGCUAGGAGUCCUUGACCUCUCCCACAAUAAGCUCUCAGGAAACUUAAACACUCUCACAGACCUUCAAAACCUUGUUUCCCUCAAUGUCUCUAACAAUGACUUCUCCGGUGAAUUGCCAAACACCCCAUUCUUUCGGAAACUCCCUCUUAGUGACCUUGCUGCAAACAAAGGUCUCUACAUCGCAGGCGGGGUUGUAACUCCAGCUGACAGAAUGAGAGCCGGCCACAGCAGAUCAGUUAUGAAGCUAAUCAUGUCCAUUCUCAUUAGUGCUAGUGCACUACUUCUCCUGCUUGCAGUUUACACGCUAAUCCGUGCCCGAAUAGCCAACAACAUUCUCAGGGAAGAUGACAGCUGGGAAAUGACCUUGUACCAGAAGCUCGAGUUCUCUGUUGAUGACAUUGUCAAGAAUUUAACUUCGUCUAAUGUAAUUGGCACUGGAAGCUCUGGAGUUGUAUACAGGGUGACAAUUCCAAAUGGGGAGACACUAGCAGUGAAGAAGAUGUGGUCAUCAGAAGAGUCAGGAGCAUUCAGUUCUGAAAUUCAGACACUUGGUUCAGUUAGGCACAAGAACAUCAUCAGGCUCCUUGGUUGGUGUUCCAACCGAAACCUGAAGCUUCUGUUCUAUGAUUACCUUCCCAAUGGAAGCUUGAGCUCACAAUUACAUGGUGCUGGUAAAGGAGGACAAGAUUGGGAGUCUAGAUAUGAUGUUGUCUUAGGUGUGGCACAUGCCUUAUCGUACUUGCAUCAUGAUUGUGUGCCUGCUAUUUUGCAUGGUGAUGUGAAAGCCAUGAAUGUGUUGUUGGGUCCUGGAUAUGAGCCUUGCCUUGCUGACUUUGGCUUAGCUAGGAUCGUGAGCAGCAAUGGUGAUGAUGAUGAGUUAUCCAAACCAAGUCAAAGGCCUCAGUUAGCUGGUUCUUAUGGCUACAUGGCUCCAGAGCAUGCUUCGAUGCAGAGGAUCGAUGAAAAGAGUGAUGUGUACAGUUUUGGUGUGGUUCUGUUAGAGGUGUUAACAGGAAGGCAUCCACUAGACCCAACUUUGCCUGGUGGUGCACAUUUAGUUCAAUGGGUUCGUGAGCACUUGGCCGCAAAGCGAGACCCAUCAGACAUUCUUGACUCAAAGCUUAGAGGAAGAGCUGAUCCUACAAUGCACGAAAUGCAACAAACACUAGCUGUGUCAUUUCUUUGUGUCAGCACUCGUUCCAGCGAUCGUCCCACUAUGAAAGAUGUUGUGGCAAUGCUCAAAGAAAUUCGACACGUUGACACUGCAAGGUCAGAGCCAGAAAUGUCAAAGGGAGGAGCAUUGCAAUCAAUUCUAGCAUCUCCUGCUGCUAGAAAAGCAGUUUCACAAGGCUCUUCUAACUGCUCCUUUGCUUUCUCUGAAGAUUCAAUGCAGUGAAGAAGAGUAAAAGAGAAGCUAUGUGAAUAUCUCUUCGGAAAGUCCCAUACAACAAAGGGAGAAUGUUAGGGUAUUAUAGUGUAAAUUAAUUUUUUUUCACUAUUUGUGGUUCUUGUAGAUUGAAAUAAUCAAUGGUCUUGGGGGAGUUUGAAAUCUUCAAAUUCCUUAAUGGCUCCCCCCAACUAUUAUGGGGAUGUUCUUGGGAACAAGGAUGGCUUAACUGUCUUGUGGAGCAGCAAGAGUAGUAGCCUAGUAGGGCAUGUAGAAGUUAUAACAAUGAUUGGUAUUUUUGGAUUUAUGUAAUUAGAAUUUAAUAUGGGAACGAGAUUCCUUCACCUC